Messenger RNA from Funneliformis mosseae, 684 nucleotides. The record is from the annotation of a GenBank genome assembly. Lineage: Eukaryota; Fungi; Glomeromycota; Glomeromycetes; Glomerales; Glomeraceae.
AUGAUUGAUUGCUGUUGUUGUUGUAUCCCGGUUCGAAUAGGUACCAUUAUCCUCGCUACAAUCAGUUUGAUCAUUUCAAUAUUUGGAGCUGUCGCUUAUCUAGGAAGACCCGAAGAUGUCUCGGCUGGAAUGUCCCACGGUCUUGCCACAUUUUUUGGUGUCUUAUUCAUUAUUAUGGCAUUAAUUUCCAUAUUUGGAAUCAUCGGAUCACUUUUCAAUUCUUCCGGAGGAAUUCUCAUUUUCGAAUAUAUGUUAUGGGGAAUCGUAGUUGUAUACGUUGUUAUUUCAGCGGUUACCAUUUACAAUUUAUUUAAUAAUAAACAGAUAGCGGUUGAUAGAUGUAUAGUAGAGCUCCAUGGAAAGACAAGUCAAGCAUUAGAAGACAUCGAUCAAGCUAAUGCAGAUAAAGUCAUUAUAAGUGAUUUAACGAAUGCUGCUACAGGUGCUGCCAAUGGUGCAAUUAAUGGAGAAAUACCUAAAUUGUGUGAACAUCGGGAACAAAUUCGCAUUUGGGUUAAAGUUAUAACCGCUUUACUAUUAUUAUUAUUUGGGGCUUAUUUCGUCGGCGUUGUUUCUCGUUUUGCUGAUCAGAUUACACCCGUAACAUACAAAGGUAGUAGGAAACGUAAUAUCCCUAAUACGCACCUUUCUGCCGCAUCUUUAUCUACUACGAAAGUAGGUUGA